Molecule: messenger RNA, 444 nt
Organism: Dovyalis caffra
Lineage: Eukaryota; Viridiplantae; Streptophyta; Magnoliopsida; Malpighiales; Salicaceae
Source: the annotation of a GenBank genome assembly
AUGGCGUUCUCUGAACAUGCUGUUGACUACUAUGGCGAUCAUAUUUUCACGACUGUCACAGCAUCAGCUUCUGUUGUUGAUAAAUGGAUGGACUAUUUUCCUCAAUCUCUGAUUGAUUUUCUUGGCUACAAGAGAUUCACUUUUGUUGGGAAAGAGGUGAUGAACGAUGCGCAUAAACUUAAGAAUGAUUAUGGACUGGUUGUAGGGCAUUGUGAGGAUGUUGCACAUUGGGCUGCAGCAAACUACGGUGGUGAGGAGGAUUAUAGGAGGUUUGGAUUAAAGCGUUUAGUGCUUAAAUAUUUGAAGAAAGAGUUAGAGAAACCGCUUAAAAUAACAUUAAGUCGAUGGGAGUUUAAGAAGCUUAGCUAUCAACAAAUGAAGUAUGCUUGCCUGGAUGCUUUUUUCUCCAUUAAGCUUGGGGAAUUUCUUAGCAAGGCUACUUAG